Molecule: messenger RNA, 1329 nt
Organism: Fraxinus pennsylvanica
Lineage: Eukaryota; Viridiplantae; Streptophyta; Magnoliopsida; Lamiales; Oleaceae
Source: the annotation of a GenBank genome assembly
AUGGCUGCAACAUCGGCAUGUGUAGUGGGAAAUGGUUUAUCUACAAACAGCACUCGAACAAGUUUGAGCAAGGAAAUUUAUGAAAAUCAGUUUCUCCAAUCGACGCGCCUUCCAUCAUUGAUUAAGACAUCAAAAACAAUCACAGUAAGAGCAUCAGUGGAUCAAAGGCCAAAUGAAGGAAGAAGAGCCUUUCUAAAAUUGUUGCUUGGAAAUGCUGGACUUGCCACUCCUGCAAUACUAGGCAAUGGGAAAGCUUUUGCUGAUGAGCAAGGUGUUUCUAACUCAAGGAUGUCUUACUCGAGAUUUUUGGAGUAUCUGGAUAAGGAUCGGAGAGUUCGUGUACAACUCCCAGGACUCAGCCAGGAGCUCCUUCAGAAGUUCAGAGAAAAGAAUAUUGACUUUGCAGCCCAAAAUGCUCAAGAGGACUCUGGUUCUCUUUUAUUUAACUUGAUUGGAAACUUGGCCUUCCCUCUUAUCUUGAAUGGGGGUCCUUUCCUUCUCUCAAGACGGUCCUCUGGAGGAAUGGGCGGUCCUGGUGGGCCAGGUAUUCCUCUUGCCUUUGGUCAAUCAAAGGCUAAGUUCCAGAUGGAACCAAACACUGGUGUAACAUUCGAUGAUGUAGCUGGAGUAGAUGAAGCAAAGCAAGAUUUUAUGGAGGUUGUAGAGUUCCUGAAAAAGCCUGAGAGGUUUACUGCUGUGGGUGCGCGUAUCCCUAAGGGAGUUCUGCUCGUGGGUCCUCCAGGUACUGGAAAGACGUUGCUAGCCAAGGCAAUUGCUGGGGAGGUGUUCCAUUUUUUUCAAUAUCAGGUUCGGAGUUUGUUGAGAUGUUUGUUGGUGUUGGUGCCUCACGAGUCCGUGAUCUUUUCAAGAAGGCCAAGGAGAAUGCUCCCUGCAUUGUAUUUGUCGAUGAAAUUGAUGCUGUUCGGUGUCAAAGGGGAACGGGAACUGCAACUAACCCGUGCUGAUAUUCUUGACUCUGCAUUGUUGAGACCUGGAAGAUUUGAUAGACAGGUAACUGUUGAUGUCCCAGAUACUCGUGGAAGAACAGAGAUCUUAAAGGUCCAUGCUGGUAAUAAGAAGUUUGAUUCUGAUGUAUCUCUUGAAGUGAUAGCCAUGAGGACACCUGGAUUUAGAGGAGCAGAUCUUGCUAAUCUCUUAAAUGAGGCUGCUAUUCUGGCAGGUCGACGUAGAAAGCCCACAAUCUCAUCUAAAGAAAUUGAUGAUUCAAUUGAUAGGAUAGUAGCCGGAAUGGAAGGGACAGUUAUGACAGAUGGCAAAAGCAAAAGUCUCGUAGCAUACCAUGAAGUAGGCCAUGCCAUCUGCGGGUAA